Molecule: messenger RNA, 234 nt
Organism: Pecten maximus
Lineage: Eukaryota; Metazoa; Mollusca; Bivalvia; Pectinida; Pectinidae
Exons: 2
Coding region: 1-234 (77 amino acids)
Source: RefSeq, a predicted model, not a curated record
AUGAUAACAGAGGACAUUAUGAUAACAGAGGACAUUAUGAUAACAGGACAUUAUGAUAACAGAGGACAUUAUGAUAACAGAGGACAUUAUGAUAAUAGAGGACAUUAUGAUAGACAUUAUGAUAACAGAGGACAUUAUGAUAACAGAGGACAUUAUGAUAACAGAGGAUAUUAUGAUAACAGAGGACAUUAUGAUAAUAGAGGACAUUAUGAUAACAGAGGACAUUAUCUGUAG